AUGAAUACAACAAUAAUAAUGUUCGCUGCCGUGAUACUUUUGGUAUCUGUGGUGCAUGCUGCAACACCAGCCACUGCAGCAACUCCAGCCACCCCAGCAACUCCGGCUACACCUGCAGCAAAAGUGAAAAGAUCUGCUCAAGAAGCAACUGCUGCAACUGCUGCAACGCCAGCAACUCCUGCAACUCCUGCAACGCCAGCAACUCCUGCAACGCCAGCGACUCCAGUAACACCGGCAGAUCCUACAAAUCUAAAUACUCCUGAUAAUCAGGCAGCUCCCGAAAACCCGGAUAUUCCCAGUCU
Molecule: messenger RNA, 302 nt
Organism: Bradysia coprophila
Lineage: Eukaryota; Metazoa; Arthropoda; Insecta; Diptera; Sciaridae
Source: RefSeq, a predicted model, not a curated record